AUGAUGUAUUUAUUUGGUUUACCAGAAUUAGUUAAAGAAUUUCGCGAGAAAUUUGAACAAUUGAAAACUACACAUGAACCACAAUCAUGUAAAAUUAAUUUAUCAGAAAGACAGCUCAAUUAUUUAGCAUCUGUAGCCAAAGCAGAUAUAGCUAAACUUGAAAAACAAUUUAAAUCAGAUGGUUGUGAUAUAAGUUUAACUCGUUUACGUAAUCAUCGUGAAUUUCUUGCACCAGUGGAAAUGCAUUCAAAAAUUAAAGAUAGUCUUGAAGCAUUAGCACAAAUACGUGAUAUUACAUUUGAAAUUAAUGAACCUGGAUUUGAUGUACUUGUUAGUAAAGAACCGGAACGACUUAUGAAUAUUGUGAAAUCAAAAUGUUGGCUUGAAAAAACGAUUGACACAUAUCGUGAUUACAUUUCACCCCCAAAAGCACGAAUAUCAGAUGUUGAAGAUAGGGCUAAACAACAAAGUCAAACUGCAAGUGCACCAUCGAAUGUUACAAGUGUGACUAUGAAUCAUUCAACCGUCACAAUAUCUAUUGGUGAUUUAACAACACAAAAUGUCGAUGCUAUAGUUGCUUGUUCUACAUCGGAAUACCUUUGCAAAGCGAUUACUGACAAAGCAGGUGCUCAAGUACAAAAAGAAUACGGUCUACUGAAAGUAUCGGGUGCAUUUCCAGGUACAACAUCUGGUGGUACAUUACCAUGUAAAAACAUUUUAUUCAUACCUUGGUCACCCGACUCACGCGAUGAAAAUAGUAUAAAAUCAUCACUCAAUACAUUUAUUGAAUUAGCAUUUGCACAGGCAAAUGCAGUUGGGUGUAAAAGUAUCGCAUUUCCAGCUGUUGGUUGUGGAAAAUUUAAUUUUGAUCCAUUAUUAAUAGCUAAAUAUAUGCUUGAUGAAACACGAAAACAAAUAAAAAUACAAAAAUCAAAAAUGAAUAUAUUAUUUAUUCUAUUAGCCGAUCAACAAAUUGUCUAUGAUGCAUUUGUUAAACAUCUUAAUCAAAUGGUAACAAUAGAUUUGACUGUAAAUCAAAAAAUUCCAGUAAAACAAAAAGAUGAUCAUCAGACAAUUGGAUAUGAUAGAAAAAUUAUUAAAAUAGUAUUAAUUAGUACAAAUGAAAAUCAUCUAAUGAAAUGUAAACAAGAAAUCAUUACUUUAGCACAAACAUAUUCGAUUAAAUCAAAAUUAACUAAUAAACAAGAUAUGCUUGAUUGGUCACAAGAAACAAUUUAUAAAUAUUAUGAGUUUUGUUUAAAACAACGUGUUAUACCAACACUUGAUCUUGCUAAUGUUACACUUGAACUUGUUGGUACUAAAGAUGCAGUACAUGAAGCAGAAAAAUAUUUUUAUGAAUUAACAAGUCAAACACUUAAAGAAGAACGUAUUCAAGCAGUUUCACGUGGAGUUGUAUGGUCCGUUGAACUAAUACCAAAUUCGGAUACAUGGGAACAAUAUUCAUUUAAACUUAAUGGAAUUAUUGAAGAUGCUCAUUUAAAAAAACAUCCUAAUGUUGACUUUACAAAUGAUAAAGAAGAAAAAUGUCGAAUAAUCUUUGAUACCUUGGAAGAACAUCAUGGAUUAAAUACUCGUCGUAUACGUCGUAAACUUUUAAAUUCAACAUUACCAAGUACAUGGGAACCUUCAGAUCAAAAUUGUAAACGAGUUAUUUUAUCGCCCACAACAUCAGAGUAUCAAAAUGUACUUGCACAAUUUCACGUUACUAUGCUUGGUAAAUAUUCACAAAUUGUUAAAAUUGAACGUAUUCAAAAUGAACGAUGGUAUAAACAGUAUGAUGCACAUCGUGAUGAUUUUAAACGACGUUAUCCAACAUUGGAUGAACGUCAACUUUUUCAUGGAUGCAGUCCUACAGCAGCUGAUCAAAUUAUUCGAGAAUGUUUUAAUCGAUCAUUUGCUGGUGUUAAUGGUAUUCUAUAUGGGUGUGGAGUCUAUUUUCAUGCUCAAGCAAGUUAUAGUCAUCAGUAUGCUCAAGCGAAUAAUCCAGGAGAUAAAACGAUGUUUUUAGCACGUGUUCUUAUUGGAAAAACAUGUAAAGGUGAUAGUAAAACGAUAGUUCCACCAGCUGGUCAUGAUACAACGACCGAUGGAGGACAUAUUUUUGUUGUAUAUCAUGAUGCCGGUGUUUAUGCAGAUCAUUUAAUUACAUAUAGAUGA
Molecule: messenger RNA, 2178 nt
Organism: Adineta steineri
Lineage: Eukaryota; Metazoa; Rotifera; Eurotatoria; Adinetida; Adinetidae
Source: the annotation of a GenBank genome assembly